Branchiostoma floridae (Florida lancelet) is the source of this 2382-nucleotide messenger RNA. Its product is annotated as collectin-11-like. The transcript has 3 exons. Lineage: Eukaryota; Metazoa; Chordata; Leptocardii; Amphioxiformes; Branchiostomatidae. The record is from RefSeq and is a predicted model, not a curated record. Bases 704 to 1510 code for a protein of 268 amino acids.
UAGUCAAAGAAUAAUAUUGACAGGUGGGUCCAAAGGAAUGUAAAACGUGAUAUUUACCCUUUUGAUGGAUAUGUAAGCUAGCAUGUGAAUAGAAAUAAUGCCAUGUUAACCAGUAAUGGUUUCUUUCUUCUUGUACAGCUUUACAGUUCCACUUACACAAUGGGUACAUUUUAAAAAUCCAAAGCAUCUUUCCCAUCCAAAGUUUAUCUGGUUAUUGUUGGAUACAAUGAUACAACUUGGUACCAUCUUUGUCUGCGAGGCAGAGCACUUAAGUACAAAGUGCUUAAUACCGGACUGGAAGACUUGAUCUACUCACACCGGUUGGAGCCAUACUAUUUUCUGUGUGUGUUGUUGGAUCUUUCAAGAAACAAUAGUCACCUCUAAGCCGAGCGCCUGUAUAGUACAUGUAGCAGAAAUUGGCUCAUUUGCAACUUCUUAAAUAAACAGUUGAACAAGAAGAAUAGUGUUGCCUUUCUUUCAUGGGUCAAGACCUACCAACAACGCAAAUACGUAGGUUAAUCUUUCAAAGUAUCUGAGGCAUAGGGACAUUUAAGGACAGCAGGGCCGAGCUUCGGAAGGCGUUAAGCUUGUGAGGUUGGUAACUAUGAUAAAAUUUGUACAGGCUAUUGACCUUAAUGCUGAAUACUACUGUACAAAUUGCUAAACAAUACCGGUAGUCUAGAGUUACCAGUGCUGGGCUUCAAUGGUUUACAACUUCACAUGGCAUUGUACUGACCACGUCAACAACAAGGAUAUCAAGUGUCAUUUCCUUGUGGGACCGCAACGUUGUAGACGAAAAUACUUCUUAAAUCUCUCUGCACCGAACUUCGAAGGGACCAUGGGUGCGAAUGUGGUGAUCGUGGCCGCUGCUGUGCUGAUGUUGACCAUCCAGACUUCAGGGCAGCCGACCUGGGACUGUUCCGGUCCGAGGACCGAGGAGAAGUGUGUGUGCAGCCCUGUCAUUCAUGUCCACAACGACAGGGAGAAGCAGGAGGAAAGCGACGAGACGGGAACCAGCCAGGACGUUCGGCUGGCAGAGUUGGAGGAGCAGGUCAGGAAUCUGACAGGAGAAGUCGCGCUCCUUAAACAAGCUUUCCAUGAGAAGCUAGCCUGUCCCAACGGUUAUGUCAAGUUCCAGGACAGAUGCUUCAGCUUCUCUACUGACCGGCCGAACUACGCAGGUGCCAGGUCUGCCUGUCAAAUUCUCGGUGGGCGUCUUGCCAUGCCUAAGGACCAGGCAACCAACAACUUCCUGGUCAACCAACUGACCAGGUACUCCAUUGGCUCCAUCUGGUUCGGCCUUACAGAUCAGGCAGAUGAGGGAGCCUUUGUGUGGGAGGACGGGACGGCGCUCACCGGCUGGUCUGACUGGUAUACAGGGGAACCUGACGAUGGUGGCUCUGGUGAGGACUGUGUUGAGUGGAGAGACGUCUAUGGCUACAAGUGGAACGAUAUUCCAUGCUCCUUUAGUAAAUAUUAUGUGUGUGAAGUCAGUGCAGCUGUUCCCUAGCCGAAGUCAAGUAUACCUUCACUGGUCAUAACCAACAACGAGUAAGGAGAUUGAAUUCUGUCAGUUUGGUGUGAUUUUGUCCUACCUAGACAAAACCAUUUUCUCGGUGUUUGACAUAGAUAUAAGGACUUUCAUUGUGAGUUCAUUCUAUCUAACAAGCUAUCUAAGUUUAUCUACAGCUUAGGUAAAUAGCAAAAUAAUAAUCUUCAUAGGUAGGGUCAGAAUGGAUUAUAAGCGUGUAGUACAGUACAGGUUCACUGCUAAUGACUUACAUGGAGUACAGAGAUUGAGGUGUAUGGUUUAUGGUUCCAGACAAAAGAGAUGUAAUAGUCUUGAAGCUUCAGGGACCCGAUUCUCAAACUAUGUGAUUUUACUUUUGUACUAAGCUACUAAGUGUAACUUCAGUUCAGUCAAGUAUAAUCGUAACAGGUUGGGGCAGAUGGGAAUGUGGGCAUGUAAAAGUGAUAUUUGCACAUUUGAUGCAGAUAUGUACGUCUUUCACGUGACUAGAAAUAAAGCAAUGUUUACCAGUAAUGAUCUCUGUCUUAUUGUGCAUGCAUCAUCGCAAUAUUUUCAGUCUGCCCCACUAAGUAAAUGAGUCAAUGUCACAAAUCCAAAUUUAGUGUGGCCACUGUGAAGUACACUAAAUCAGCGGGGUCACAUCUCCGUUUGUUUCGAAUAAACAGUAAACCACCUUAAUGCUUAGCACGUAAGUAUCAGCUACUCAAGACCAACUGGAAGGUUUGAUCAACUCACACUGGGAUGAUCACUUCAUCUGUUAGGUUAACGUUGCAGCAUGAAAUGCCCCCACACGACUCUCUCCCGCAUGGCAGAUAAGAGGUUUCCGUCUCCGUAAAUGUACAAGCUACAAA